UUGCUUGGCAUCAUCGGGGAAAGUGACCACCCCACCGAAGACACCCAAAGCUAUAAAACAAACACCACACUAAGCACUUUAAUGAGUUAAGAGUUUUUCUUCAGUGAAGAACGAGUCGCUCCCGUGGCUCCUACACCAUGAGGGUCCACCGGAACCUAGUGAUUGCCCUUUGGGUAAUACUACAAAUUUCCUGGACGUCCAGUAAGCCAGUUGAGACGGCCACUAAACCGCAAGACCAACAAGCAGUCGAGAGCCAACAGUUACAGAAGCGAGUAGGGUAUGACAGUUUUUCACCCCAUCACAGUGAAGAACAUGUCUACCAUGACCACCAUGAAGAACAUCAUCCCGAAGAGCACCAUGACUUCCACCAUGAGGACCAUCACGACAUCCACCAUGAGGAGCAUCAUGACGACCACCAUGAAAUCCAUCAUGACCAUCAUGACCAUCACGACCACCACGACCCCGGUUAUUGGAAGAAAAAGGUAAUUUGGAAGAAGGGUUGGAAGAAAAUUUGGAAGCCCGGCAAGAAACAAAUCUGGAAACCUUCCUGGAAGAAAAUCUGGAAACCAAUUUGGGUGCCGACGAAAAAACCCGCCUGGAAAGAAAUCCAAGUCCCCGACUGGAAGAAAAUCUGGAAACCGGUCUGGAAGGAGAUUAAAGUACCCGCCUGGAAGGAAAUUCAAGUCCCUGACUGGAAAAAAAUCUGGAAACCGGUUUGGAAGCCCAUAAAAGUCCCAGCUUGGAAGGAAAUCCAAGUCCCUGAUUGGAAAAAAAUCUGGAAGCCAGUCUGGAAAGAAAUCCAAGUUCCUGCAUGGAAAGAAAUCCAAGUACCAGCCUGGAAGAAACUGUGGUACCCAGUGUGGGUCAAAGAAGGCAUCCAUGGCGAGCACUACCUCGGUAAAGACCACCAUGGUAAUGAAUACACCGCCCAUGACAUUUGGAAGAAGAAAAUGAUUUGGAAACCAGUCUGGAAGAAGUACUGGAAACCGGCCAAGAAACAAAUCUGGAUCCCCGACAAAAAACUCGAAUGGAAAGAAGCCUGGAAGCAAAUCUGGCGCACUGAAAAGAAGCAAAUCUGGGUCGAGGACAAAAAGCUAGUCUGGAAGGAGGCUUGGAAGCAAAUCUGGCGCACCGAGAAGAAGCAGAUCUGGGUUCCUGAUAAGAAACUCGAAUGGAAGGAGGCCUGGAAACAAAUCUGGAGAACCGAGAAGAAGCAGAUUUGGGUGGAAGAUAAAAAACUGGCGUGGAAGGAGGCCUGGAAACAGAUCUGGGUGCCCGCCUGGAAGGAGAUCUGGGUGCCUGGUUGGAAAAUGAUCUGGAGACCUGUGAUCAUCAAGGAAUGGUUCCCGUCGCCCGACCAUCACGACCACCACCACCACCAUGGGUGGGACAGGAGCGACGCCAAAACUAGUGAGAGCCAAACGGCACCUCUUGUGACGGUGCCGUCCACUCAGGUGCCAAAUCAAAGUCAAGUCCAGGGGAAGAACUGGUCGUUCCCUUCCUCGUAACAGUACCUAAUUUGUAUAUACCUAGUUUUUAGUUAUUUUAUUGCAUGUUACAUCUCGACUGACUUAUUAUUUAACGUUUAUUGUUGAGUUUUGUUAUUUUUUUAUUCGUGAAAAUAAAAAAAUCAAACUUGAA
Molecule: messenger RNA, 1641 nt
Organism: Tribolium castaneum (red flour beetle)
Lineage: Eukaryota; Metazoa; Arthropoda; Insecta; Coleoptera; Tenebrionidae
Exons: 3
Coding region: 138-1508 (456 amino acids)
Source: RefSeq, a predicted model, not a curated record